GACAACAGCUGGGCUGGUCUGCAAGAGAGAGGUCAUCUGACUGGCUGCUCAGCCUAGGCUGUCCACCCCUCUCCUCUGCCAGGCUACUCCGGAGCUGGUGCCUGCACACUUCAAGCCGCCAAACCAUAACACCCGUCUCACCUCUAGCACCUUUGGCGGAAGCCAGCUGCCUAAGCCAUGUCCGUGAGCUGUGCACCACUGGGAACAUCUCUGACUCAAGAGAUCCUCAGCUCCCUGGGCCUUGCCGACAAGACUUCGGCCUGGGGGACCCUGGGCACCCUCCGAACAUUCUUGAGCUUCAGUGUGGACAAGGAUGUACAAAGACUGCUGAAGGCUAUUACAGGCCAAGGUGUGGACUGCGGUACCAUUGUGGAUGUACUGACCAAUCGGAGCAGAGAGCAAAGACAGCUCAUUUCUCGAGCCUUCCAAGAGCGCACCAAACAGGAUCUAUUGAAGUCCUUGCGGGCAGCACUCUCAGGCAACCUGGAGAAAGUCGUGGUGGCUCUCCUACAGCCGGCAGCCCAAUUUGAUGCCCUGGAAUUGAGGACAGCCUUGAAGACCUCUGGUUCCGCUGAGGAUGUAGCCCUGGAAAUCUUGGCCACCCGAGCAGCACCCCGGCUGCAGGAGCUCCUGGCAGUGUACAAGCAUGAUUUCCAGGUGGAGGCUGAGGAAGAUAUCAGGACUGAGACCAAUGGCAUCCUGCAGGACCUGCUUCUGGCCCUGAGCAAGGGGGGCCGUGAGAGCUACUCUGGAAUCAUUGAUUACCACUUGGAAGAACAAGAUGUCCAGGCACUUCAGCAGACUGGAGAAUCCAGUACAGCAGGUCAAUGGGUCCUGCUCUUCACACAACGCAGCCCUGAACACCUCACCCGAGUGUUUGAUCAGUACCGGAGAUGCACUGGCCAGGAACUGGAGGACACUAUCCGGAAGUGUUUCCAUGGAGAUGCCCAGCUGGCCCUGAUCAGCCUAGCUUCCAUGAUGAGAAACACAGCACUGUACUUUGCUAACAAACUCCACCAAGCCCUUCAGGAAACUGAGCCCAAUUUCCAAGUGCUGAUGCGGGUCCUUAUCUCCCGAAGCGAGAGUGACCUUCUAAGCAUUCGGGCUGAGUUCAAGAAGAAAUUUGGGAAGUCUCUCUAUUCUUCUCUCCAGGAUGCAGUCAGAGGAGAUUGUCGUUCUGCACUGCUGGCCCUGUGUAGAGCUGAAGACAUCUGAGGCCUUCCUGACCCACCCUGACAUGACAUUCAAAACAAUCUGAGAUUUCCAUAUUUGGUGGAACACAUGGAAGAACCCCAAGGAACACCAUAUACUCUAACUUCCUCUUGAGGCUGGACCUCUAAAUUUCUUUGAUAUCUUUGGAUUUCCCUCUUCUCAAAGUGGCGUCUUCGAGCUCCAUUCUAGAGAGGAGUAACAGGAGGUCUCUGAUAGUGUCUGCCCCAGUCAGUCCCUCCAAAGGCCAGAACAUCUCCCUGGUAGUCAAACGUUUUGGCAAUUCACCGUCGUUUUAUGUUUCCUGGUUAAAGUUUGGGUGGAGGAGGGAGGCCAUGGAGUUGAGGUGCCUUUGAAGUCUGUUCAGCCAUUCAACAGGAAUCCUGUUUUUACCCCAGCACUGCACUUAAGAGUUAUCAACAUACCCCACCCCUGGGUCUCCUCCCUAGGAAAUCUCAGGCAAUUAAUAACAGUAACAGCCCCCAAAUUCACUUUGUCAAAGCAGGGAUUUGAAAAUACACCUCCAACUAGA
Mastomys coucha (southern multimammate mouse) is the source of this 1741-nucleotide messenger RNA. It is a transcript of the gene Anxa9, whose product is annotated as annexin A9. Gene Ontology annotation, cellular component: cytoplasm. The record is from RefSeq and is a predicted model, not a curated record. NCBI's taxonomy places the organism in Eukaryota, Metazoa, Chordata, Mammalia, Rodentia, Muridae. The transcript is spliced from 13 exons. Gene Ontology annotation, molecular function: calcium ion binding; calcium-dependent phospholipid binding. Bases 178 to 1215 code for a protein of 345 amino acids.